This is a messenger RNA of Colletotrichum phormii, 2997 nucleotides long. Its product is annotated as DNA ligase I. Gene Ontology annotation, biological process: double-strand break repair via nonhomologous end joining; DNA biosynthetic process; DNA recombination. The transcript has 2 exons. The coding region runs from base 1 to 2997 and encodes 998 amino acids. Gene Ontology annotation, cellular component: DNA ligase IV complex. The record is from RefSeq and is a predicted model, not a curated record. Gene Ontology annotation, molecular function: DNA ligase (ATP) activity; DNA binding; ATP binding. NCBI's taxonomy places the organism in Eukaryota, Fungi, Ascomycota, Sordariomycetes, Glomerellales, Glomerellaceae.
AUGAGCCAACGCAAGCGGCAAAAGUCGCCCGACGCAAUGGCGAUUGACGAGGAGGAGAGGCAAUAUGCUAUUGGAGGGACCACACUCGAAGAAUUGAACGAAAAGUACCCAAAUCGUCCACACAAUCAUUCAAAGACGAUGUGCUUUUCAGAACUCUUCCAAAGUCUCUUCAAUCCUUUGAACGAGAACAAGAAGCAGCCAGCCGGUCGCGGUCCACCUCGCACCAAGAAGGGCCCCCACGGACCGCACAAGCUGUCGCCGCAGGAACAGAGAAGGCACAUCAUUGAGCGUUUUAUUUCGAGAUGGCGAAACGAUGUGGGGAACGACAUCUACCCGGCUUUGCGACUCAUUCUUCCCGACAAGGAUCGGGAUCGCGGCGUCUACGGCCUGAAGGAGAAUGCUAUCGGCAAACUCCUCGUCAAGCUCAUGAAGAUCGACAAGAACUCGGAAGACGGCCACAAUCUACUUCACUGGAAGUUGCCAGGUCAGACCACCUUCUCCAGAUUAGCGGGCGACUUCGCGGGGCGAUGUUUCGAGGUCCUCUCCAAGCGACCGAUGCGGACGGAAGUCGGCGACAUGACGAUUGCCGAGGUCAAUGAGAUGCUGGACAAGCUCGCCGCAUCUGCGGGAGAGCUGGAGAACUUGGAGGUCUUUGAGGUUUUCUACGAGCGCAUGAAUGCGGAGGAACUUAUGUGGUUGAUCCGCAUCGUGCUCAAGCAGAUGAAGGUCGGCGCGACCGAGCGGACCUUUCUCGACCUGUGGCAUCCAGACGGCGAGGCCCUAUUCAGCGUGUCGUCAAGUCUCCGGCGCGUCUGCUGGGAGCUCCAUGACCCCAGGAUCCGCCUGGAGCAGGAGGAUACCGGUGUUACUCUCAUGGAAUGUUUCCAGCCCCAGCUGGCACAGUUCCAGAUGCCAUCUUCUUUCCAGAAGAUGGUCGACUACCUCCGGACUACAGAGGAGGACCCCGAGUUCUGGAUCGAGGAAAAGUUGGACGGCGAGCGCAUGCAAAUGCACAUGGCCGAAGAACCAAGCGUUCCGGGAGGUUUGCGUUUCUGCUUCUGGUCUCGCAAGGCGAAAGAUUACACCUACCUAUACGGUAGUGGAUUGAAGGACGAGAAGGGAGCUCUGACUCGUCACCUGGCAGAGGCCUUCUCCGAGGGUGUUCGCAACGUCAUCCUCGACGGGGAGAUGAUUACUUGGGGCCCGGAAGUCGACAAAAUCAUGCCGUUCGGCACUCUCAAAACAGCUGCUCUAGCAGAGCAGAACAAUCCCUACAACAACACAGGGCCGCGACCUCUCUACCGCGUCUUCGACAUCCUCCUGCUGAACGACCAGCCUUUGACCCAGUACACCCUACGGGAUCGCCGCCGUGCCCUAGGGAAAGCUGUGAAAGGCGUCUACAGAAGGCUGGAGAUCCACGAAUACGAAUCUGCAACAUCGCCAGAGGCCAUCGAGCCACUCCUCCGCAAAGUCGUCGCCGAGGCGUCGGAAGGUUUGGUCCUCAAGAACCCAAGAUCGAUGUACAGACUCAACAGCCGCAACGACGACUGGCUGAAAGUCAAGCCAGAGUACAUGUCCGAGUUCGGAGAGUCUCUAGAUUGUGUCGUUAUUGGCGGCUACUACGGCUCUGGGCGGAGAGGUGGCGCCAUCUCCAGCUUCUUGUGUGGCCUUCGCGUCAGUGAGAACCACAUUCAAGCCGGCGCGAAUCCCGAGAAAUGCUUCAGCUUCUUCAAAGUCGGCGGCGGCUUUACGGCGGGAGACUAUGCCGAGAUCAGGCAUCGAACGGAUGGAAAAUGGACUACAUGGGACCCGAAGAGGCCUCCGGUGGAAUACAUCGAGCUCGCCGGCGGCGACCGGCAAUUCGAGAAGCCCGAUGUCUGGAUCCGACCCAGCGAAUCUGUCGUCGUGGAGGCCAAGGCCGCGAGCAUCGGUAAUUCGGACCAAUUCUCACUCGGCUUCACCCUGCGAUUCCCCCGUUUUCGCAAACUGAGAACCGACAAGAACUGGGAUGAAGGCCUAAGCGUGCAAGAGUUCCUAGACCUCCGGAGACGAGUGGAGGCGGAAGCCAAAGAAAAGACCAUGAGCGUCGAGAAUCGCAAGCGCAAGUCGGUGAAGCGCGUCAAGCGCGAAGUCGUAAUCGCCGGAACGGAAAACAUGCCUGCGCAGUUCCAAGCAGACAAAUCUAAGGUGUUUGAAGGCCUCGAGUUCUGCGUCCUGUCCGAGUCGCUCAAGCCGUUUAAGAAGACCAAGGCACAGCUCGAGACCCUUAUCAAGGAGAACGGCGGCCAGGUUUCUCAGCGGGGUGUCCCGCAGUCCGGGAUGAUUCUCUUGGCGGACAAGAACGUCGUCAAGGUCGCGAGUUUGGUCAAGGAGGGGCAAAAGGGCAGCGGUGUUGACAUAAUCAGGCCAAAGUGGGUCCAAGACUGUCUCGAACAGGCUGACGAUUCUCUGCUACUUCCCUAUGAGGAGCGACACUUGUUACAUGCGACGGAAGCUCUCAAGACGGUUGCUUUGCAGAACACGGAUAUGUACGGGGACAGCUACGCCCGCGAUAUCAGUCUCAUCGAGCUGCGCGAAGUUCUCAAUACGAUGCCCAAGAAAGAGCCUGAUACGGAGCCUUUUAACAAGACGCAAUUUCUCAAUCAGCUCGAGGAGCGUGGACGCGGGGUGGGUCCGAUGAAGGGAUCAAUGUUCCAUCGUUGCGCCGUCCAUUUGGUCAACGUUCAAGAGGACGAGGAUGAAGACGAGAUCAAGAUGUUGAAGCUUAGGCACUAUCUGACCUUUGGCGGUGCACGCUUGAUCAGUGAUGCCGACGACACAGAGACUACGCACGUAGUCGUGGUCGGGGACAAGGACCGGCGGAAGGAUGCGGCCGCUGCUUUGCGAGAGGAAGCCAGUCGUAGGCGUAAGAUUCCACACAUCGUGACCGCGGAAUGGGUUGAAGAUUGCUGGCGAGAGAAGACGCUGCUGGAUGAGGAGACGUACACGCGAAUGUGA